Molecule: messenger RNA, 819 nt
Organism: Laetiporus sulphureus 93-53
Lineage: Eukaryota; Fungi; Basidiomycota; Agaricomycetes; Polyporales; Laetiporaceae
Product: proteasome subunit
Exons: 5
Coding region: 1-819 (272 amino acids)
Cellular component (GO): proteasome core complex
Molecular function (GO): threonine-type endopeptidase activity
Source: RefSeq, a predicted model, not a curated record
AUGGCUGCAACAUCUGUGUACAACCCCCCAGGUUUUGACUUUUCCAACGAAGUCCGCAAUGCGUUCCUCGUCGAUCGCGGCCUCCCUCUCCCAAAGGCGACGAGCACAGGUACCACCAUCGUCGGCUGCCUCUUCAAGGAUGGGAUCAUCCUCGGCGCAGAUACACGCGCGACCGAAGGGCCCAUCGUCGCCGACAAGAAUUGCGAGAAGAUCCACUACAUCACCGAGUCUAUCCGCUGUUGCGGCGCUGGUACAGCCGCUGAUACCGAGUUCACGACCGCGAUGAUCUCGUCCAACAUGGAGCUGCACUCGCUUUCCACCGGCCGGAAACCGCGCGUCGUCACCGCCAUGACAAUGCUCAAGCAAUACCUUUUCCGAUACCAAGGAAACAUCGGCGCUGCGCUUGUCCUCGGUGGCGUCGACGUGUCCGGUCCCCAUCUCUUCACCAUCCACCCACACGGUUCCACCGACAAGCUCCCAUACGUCACCAUGGGCUCCGGCAGUCUCGCAGCUAUGGCCGUCUUCGAGAGCGGUUGGCGGCCGAACAUGACACGAGAAGAGGCCCUCGGCCUGAUCACGAACGCCGUUUCUGCAGGUAUAUUCAACGACCUCGGCUCCGGCUCCAACGUCGACGCCUGUGUCAUUACUGCUUCGCACACCGAGAUGCUCCGCAACUUUGUCAAGCCCAACGAGCGCGUCCAAAAGGAGCGUAGCUACGGCUUCCGGCGCGGCACGACCGCGUGGAAGUCGGAGGAGAUCAGGAGCUUAAUCGUCGACGAGGAUAUCGUGCAUACAAGCGAUGCCAUGGAGACAGACUAG